GAUUACAUCCAGCUUGUUAUCACUAGCUUGUUAUCUGCCAAUCGCAACAAUUCUACCUUCGUCCUUGAUCUACAACAGCUUGUUAAAAUUUCUGAGAAUUCCAGCCAUGGAGUACAGAAGAAGUUCCAUGGUUAUGAAUCGAAAGCAACAAGCUAGUACAAACCCUCAGAUAUAUGCUAGCUUCGCCGGUGCUGGUGUCCCCCGGACUUCGAAUGGAAUCUUAGACGACAUGCCUACAAUGUGGUGGGAUGAGGAAAGAAUCCAAAGCACUGUUACACGACAAUUUGUAUCAUCAAAACUACGUCCAGACGAGCAAGAGCGUCUAGACGAGCCGUUAGGUUUUGGCGACGGCUUGACCGAUGACACGUAUAUGGAGUGGAUUGAAGAGAAAGCCCAAAAAAUAUUUUUGAUCUUGGUGGAACUGGGUGUGCCAGAUCAAAUAUUUGGAGUCAUCGACGAUUCUUGGGGUGAUGAUGAUUUACCAAUACCCAUGGACCAAGUUGGGAGGCUACAAUUGACCUACGACAGGAACGAAAAGUUGGAAAAGAAGUUUUUCCAGCGCCAGUUCAACUACCUGCUUAGAUACAUUGCUAAAGGCGAACAUAUUUACUACGAUGAUGUAGAAGUGGUACCGCUAGAGCCAGUAGAGAAAAGACCCGCUAGAUCAGUAACCAGUCUUCUGCCGAACAGUGUUGACAAAGUCCAUUUACCUGGUAGGCCAGACACUGUCUUUCUACGCCGACGUGUACUCUUGGGCACUUCGCCAGAACGAAUGCUACAUGAGGAAUUUCUCUCUGGUAUUCAAGCAAUGAAAGGGGUUGAACAUACACAUUUCACUUCCUUAUGGGCGUCUUAUAUACACCAGGAUAAAGGCUACCUACUCUUGACCCCGGCAAACGUCAACUCACUCAAAUCCUUUCUCACAAUAAUACCUCAAUCUUUCAAGAUUUUAGCCAAGCAGGAUCGCCGUAUUCUCAUUCUAAACUGGCUUCAUUGCCUAGCCGGUGCUCUGUCUUUUCUCCAUAAAACUGGCCUUUCACAUCGUAACAUAAAACCCUCAAAUGUGAUGCUCGACCUUGACAAUCAUAUAUUUCUAGGCGAUUCUGGAGUUUUCCCUACACAGCUCUCAGCCGGGGAGAAAGGAGGAUUUGAUAAAGAGACCUACGAUUACUCUGCUCCAGAACAGCAUCAUUAUACAGCAGCUUCUACAUCCAGCCUCCCCAAUACCCGGCUAGAGUCAUCGCGACCACCGGCCUCUAGUCGGUCAGCUCGUAUCCCGAGUGAGUCUUUGUUUCAAACCGCUUCAAUUUCCUUGGGAAAUGAUUCUUCGUCAAUCUAUACCACUUCAACUAGCUCACAGUCAGAAGGCUCAGGUCCGACGCAGACCAAGAUACAGAGCAGAGUUGGCAGACAUGACCCCCAAAAAGCCGACAUAUUUGCUUUAGGAGCCAUUUUUAUCGAAAUUACAACGUUUCUUAUGAAGCGAGCCACAAGGAAUUUUGCCUCUCACCGAUCAUCUAAGAACAAAACUCCGGGUCGCGGUGGUGGAAUGCCAGAUUCCAGCUUUCAUAAAAACUUGGCGCAAGUCGACAGCUGGAUGAAUACGCUUCUCAAAGACGCAACAAAAAAAGAGGACAGAAUCUUUCGAGGCGUUUCUCAAUUGAUUGCGAUUUCUCAAAGAAUGCUCUCGCCCGAGCCAGAUGAAAGACCAUCAGCAACUGAAGUCCAAGAGAGAAUAUACGCCAUUUUGACAGAAAAUUGUGGCUUGAGAGUUAAUUCUGAAGAAAGCAAUACAGAGAGAGGAGAAAUACACUGCGAAACUCGAAUUACUGAAGAUCAGUGGAACUUUGGAUUCGAUCAAUUGCGCCUAGCAAGUCAGAGAGCCGCGGCAGAAGCGUGCGCUUCGGUGGCGGGUGAUACGAUGGCAAAUCUACCGCUUGGAAAUGGAGGUGUUAUAUAUGGCGUGGAAAGAGUAGCAACGGUAGUGAAUAAUGGAGUUCCUUUGUCGUCAAUGGGAGGACGAGAGGGAGAUCGCGUUAGUAUCAAUACGAAAACUAGUAGUGGAAAAAGUAGCGAGGGAAAAGGUAAAGGUGCUGGAGAGGGAAAAGCAAGACCUAAAGCUAAGGCUUGGCAAGCUCCUGUCUAUGCUGAGCUUAGCUUCGGCUAACAACCCCCUUUUAUUGCUGAAUCACCAGCGAUGCUCGAUUGUGAAUUGUGACUGUUGGAACACUCCGGACGAGAAGAAUGAUGCAACGAAUGAACAAUGAGAUUCAAUAGUGGAAACGGAUGUGCUGGAGAGGUAAGUUUAAUACAAAUGGUGUGGAAAUACUUAAUACAUGUGAACACUGCUGGCAAUGGAUAGGCUAGUGCGAUAAACUUUAUUUUCGGGAGUUUUCUUUGGUUCUUUGGAAGUGUUCUGGCAGCAUUAAUGAACCAAAAGGGAAUUGAAUGCGAUAUGAGAUGAUAUGAUAUAAUGACAUGCGACACGACACAGUUAUUCAGAUGGGGACUAUUAUUUCAUACAAUGUCUUUCUUUGUAGUAUAUAGCAGCCAGCUUCUACGUAACUAUUCAAACUAUAUAAUAGGAUUCGGAUGGAGACAAUUGUACUAUAAUAUACACUGAGAAGGAUCAAAAUAACAUGUCUUGAGAUCUCA
This is a messenger RNA of Botrytis cinerea B05.10, 2655 nucleotides long. RefSeq lists its product as hypothetical. The record is from RefSeq and is a predicted model, not a curated record. NCBI's taxonomy places the organism in Eukaryota, Fungi, Ascomycota, Leotiomycetes, Helotiales, Sclerotiniaceae. Gene Ontology annotation, biological process: protein phosphorylation. Gene Ontology annotation, molecular function: ATP binding; protein kinase activity. Bases 107 to 2167 code for a protein of 686 amino acids. The transcript has 2 exons.